Pyrenophora tritici-repentis Pt-1C-BFP is the source of this 186-nucleotide messenger RNA. RefSeq names its product membrane protein, hemolysin III protein. The record is from RefSeq and is a predicted model, not a curated record. Gene Ontology annotation, biological process: intracellular zinc ion homeostasis. Gene Ontology annotation, cellular component: membrane. Lineage: Eukaryota; Fungi; Ascomycota; Dothideomycetes; Pleosporales; Pleosporaceae. Gene Ontology annotation, molecular function: signaling receptor activity.
AUGUACGCUGGUCUGGGAUUGUCUUUCAUCAUUCCCAUUAUCCAUGGUAUCAUGAAAUUCGGCUGGGAAACGCAGAUGUGGAGGAUGAGUCUCGAUUGGAUGGCUUUGAUGACGAUUUUUAACCUCACGGGCGGUGCGCUAUAUGCUAUGAGGGUAAGUAGACAACAUCCAAAGAAAUACGGCUAG